UGCCAAACCAACGCACACCGAUUCACAAAGACAGUAGCCUCUACCAGUUCAUGCCUGUUAUGGAUGAGCACGGCAUGAUACGACAAAGCAGUCGAGCGAGGAAGGCAAAAAAUUUGCCGUUCGACACGAAGUACCCCAUCCUGCUACCAAAAGAUCACUCAGUAACAAUCUUACUAGUCGACUACUAUCAUCGCAUUUAUCGCCAUGCUAACUCAGAAACAGUCGUAAAUGAAAUGCGACAAAUGUACAUGAUUCCGCGACUCCGCGUGUUAGUGAAAACCGUAUCUAGGAUGUGCCAACAUUGCAGAAUUCGUAAAACCAAACCACUGAUGCCGAUAAUGGCUCCGCUACCGACAGCGCGGUUGGCUCACCAUAUACGCCCGUUCAGCUACGUCGGAAUAGACUAUUUCGGCCCACUCUCGGUGAAAGUUAAACGAUCAAGCGUCAAACGAUGGAUUGCCCUCUUUACCUGCCUCACCGUGCGUGCAGUGCAUUUGGAAAUCGCAUAUGACCUGUCCACAGCCUCCUGCAUUGCGUGUGUGAGGAGAUUCGUUAGUCGCCGCGGAUCGCCAGUUGAAUUCUUAAGCGACAAUGGGACUAACUUUCAAGGCGCAGAACGUUUGCUCCGCGAACAGAUAAACGCAGGAUUGUCAGAAACUUUCACGAAUGCGGCAACUAAGUGGACUUUCAUUCCACCGGCAGCCCCGCACAUGGGCGGCGCGUGGGAGCGCUUGGUUCGUUCGGUUAAAACAGCAAUGGAAGAAGCGUAUUCGGAUGGAAAUUUGAAUGACGAGGGGUUACAGACUUUAGUCGUGGAGGCAGAGAGCUUGGUGAAUUCACGGCCUCUGACCUACCUACCGUUAGAUUCUGAAGAGUCCGAAGCUCUCACGCCAAAUCACUUCUUACUCGGGUGCUCGGGAGGGGUGAAACAACCAGUAUCAAUUACCGGGAUAUCUAAGCCAAAGCUCCUAAUGGGCAUGUGAGAGCAAAUUCAAAACCAACUUACCACGUUUUGGAACCGUUGGCUGGUAGAGUAUUUGCCAGUAAUCCGAAGACAAACAAAGUGGUUCGACGAAGCCCGUCCAGCCGAAGAAGGGGACUUAGUCUUGAUUGCCGAUGAGGCAAAACGCAAUGAGUGGAUACGAGGCCGAAUAAUUCAGGUGAUAAAGGACAGCGAAGGAAGAGUUCGACAGGCAAUGGUGCGCACCUCCAAAGGUCCACUACGACGCCCAAUGACGAAACUGGCAUUGCUAGAUAUAGAAGGAAGUGCAAUCUCGACGGGCCGCAAGAUGCACCGGGGGGAGAAUGUUGAAGCUACUCCAGUCUAAAUGACAGGCGACAACAACAAAAUUGCCAGUCUCUACACUAAUAGCUUAACACUCUCUUCUGCCUACCAACCAUCAAGACAGAACCGUCAGAUGAGAUGACUAGUUAAAUUGAAACAGUCGAAGUCAGUACGCGUGACAAUUAAAUAAUCCUUUGUGAGCCAGUUUGUGACCUAGUAGUUCGAUUUCAGCAGUAUUAGAAAUAACACAUAAUUCUCGAAUGAUUGAUAGAAGGAAGGAAAGUGCAUACAAGAGAUAGUGGAAAAGGAGACUUGAUAUUUUUGAGCUGCACUAACCAGUCCGCUACAAAAACCUCGUUUCGUUCUCCGUGUAUCGAACACCCA
Messenger RNA from Wyeomyia smithii (pitcher-plant mosquito), 1669 nucleotides. RefSeq lists its product as uncharacterized. Gene Ontology annotation, biological process: DNA integration. Gene Ontology annotation, molecular function: nucleic acid binding. Bases 51 to 983 code for a protein of 310 amino acids. The record is from RefSeq and is a predicted model, not a curated record. Lineage: Eukaryota; Metazoa; Arthropoda; Insecta; Diptera; Culicidae. The transcript is spliced from 3 exons.